UCCUCAUUUUGUCUCAGCGCGCGCAGGAUCGCCUCAGUUCUUCUCUCAUGGAUCAGCGCUGCGCUUCUGACUUCAGACUGGAGUAACUUUCUUCUUCUUCAUCAUCAUCAGUGACAGUCUCACCGAUGGAGGACAAAACACAAGAAGUGAAAGAUUCUCCGUUCUCCAUCAAGAACCUGCUGAACAAACCCGACAAACCCAGAGUUCACAUGAAUCUCCCGGAUCUCAGCUUCCUGCGGCUCGCCCCCUGGAGCUGCGCGAGCGGACACCCGAACACACCCGCGGCAGCGGGUCGAACCAGAGAAGCGGAGGACCCGGAUCCUAAAGAGGAGGAUGAGGAGGUUCUUCUGGAGGACUCGGACUCAGACGAGCAGAAGAAACUCUGUCGCAAGAAGAAGACCAGGACCGUGUUUUCCCGCGCGCAGGUGUUCCAGCUGGAGUCCACCUUCGACCUGAAGCGCUACCUGAGCAGCUCGGAGCGCGCGGGGCUCGCGGCGGCGCUGCACCUGACCGAGACGCAGGUCAAGAUCUGGUUCCAGAACCGCAGGAACAAGUGGAAGAGACAGAUCGCCGCCGAACUCGAGGCCGCGAACCUCAGUCACGCGCAGAGGAUCGUGCGCGUGCCCAUCCUGUACCACGAGCACGCGGAGAGCGCGCGCGCCGCGGGUCUGACCUUCACGCGCGCACUUUAUUACCCGCAUUCGCUGAUCAGACCCGUGUGAGGCUCGAACCUGGUGCCGCGGCGCAGCGGUACGAGAGACUCAACCGGAACUAACUAACUAACCCAUGAGAGAGUUAAUCAUCUGAUCCAGGAGUUAAACUCUCAGUCAGGACCGAGCUAAAAACAGAAAGUUCGCCUUACAUAUUUUUAUUUUUAUUAUUUUAUUUUAAAUCUCGCUUUGCUGAGGAAGAGCACUUGGUUCAGCAAACGAUAGCUGCAGCUGUAUAUUAUUAUUAUUAUUAUUAUUAUUAUUAUUCCUUAUCUCUCUUUUCCGUCGAAAUGCCGCAGUAAAGUGAAUCAGUCUCGGUUCUUGUGUUUCAUGACAUUCAGUAAAAUAAGGGAAGGCUGGAAAAACAAUGUUUUAAUUUUUUUUUUUUACAUGCAGUCACAUUUCAGGACCCCAGUAUUGCUCUGAAUUUAAUUGUUAUUGACUUUAUUUCUCAGUCUGAAUGUUCACAUGCACUCGUAAAUAUACUAUAUAUAUAUAUUAUUGUCUGAGGAACGCCGGAAAAAUUUAAAUUAUGAACCAUGUUUGUGAAAUAAUCGGUGAAUUUGUCUGGGGUUUUAGAGGAUUUUUAUAUGAUCAUGAAUAAAUGUUCAUUAACUGAAUGUGUUAGUGAUUCUACAGAUGUGACUUAAUAAAGCGCUUCUGUUGUAAUUAUGAGCUCUUGUCAUCAACAUCAUUUUUCUUUAUUUUAUUUUAUUAUCUCAUUAUUUAUCUAAAAGAUAAUAUAGACAAUAGAGAAUAGAAAUCAGUGUUUU
Molecule: messenger RNA, 1483 nt
Organism: Carassius carassius (crucian carp)
Lineage: Eukaryota; Metazoa; Chordata; Actinopteri; Cypriniformes; Cyprinidae
Gene: hmx3b
Product: H6 family homeobox 3b
Exons: 2
Coding region: 126-722 (198 amino acids)
Biological process (GO): regulation of transcription by RNA polymerase II
Cellular component (GO): nucleus
Molecular function (GO): RNA polymerase II transcription regulatory region sequence-specific DNA binding; DNA-binding transcription factor activity, RNA polymerase II-specific
Source: RefSeq, a predicted model, not a curated record